This is a messenger RNA of Cantharellus anzutake, 1065 nucleotides long. RefSeq lists its product as uncharacterized. The transcript has 3 exons. The coding region runs from base 144 to 794 and encodes 216 amino acids. The record is from RefSeq and is a predicted model, not a curated record. Lineage: Eukaryota; Fungi; Basidiomycota; Agaricomycetes; Cantharellales; Hydnaceae.
CCGCAGCCACAUACACCGAAUCCUCAUCCUCCCACCAAGAAACAGUGCAAGAGCGCAGUGACACCAGUUCGCCGAGCAACAAAAGAUAUCCAUGCGUUGUUUGCACGGCGCGUUUUGACCGACCGAGCAGCCUAGUGCAGCACAUGAGGGUCCACACAGGCGAGAAACCCUUCGUCUGUGAUAGAUGCCAUAAGGCCUUUUCAGCGCAGAGCAACAUGAGACGCCACAGGAAGGCUUGUCCGAUAGAACCUAACCGCCAACCUGUUGGUGAUAUGGUUAAUUAUCGUCGGAGUGAUUCAGAGGGAUACUACCACCAUGACGGCGAAUCAGAUGAUGUUGCCUACCUAUCCGACGCUACAUCCUUCACACUAUCAUCGGGCAUGGCAAGUGCUGGAACACACACCAGCGCUCAAUCGUAUUGGAGCCACUCCCCUCGCACCUCUUCAUCACUCUACCCUGACACCACGAGUUCUUUGUCGACGACCCAUGUUCCACAUGGCUGGACUCCUGGUCACGCCCCUGCAAGUGCAAACCAGGAAAACAUGCAUUUGCACCUGCCACCUCCUUCACGACACUCUUCCGUCUCGUCGUCUGGGUACGGUUUGCAGCAAUGGUCGCAAGUGCCAAACUACUAUGGACAGGGACUUCAAAGCCCUUCGCCAGUACCAUACCCCGUAAGCGCCAUCCAAACUAUGAAUGGUGAGGAGGGCGGUUCGAGACGCGAAACAGGGACCUCGACAAGCGCUCAUGCUUAUUACUAUUCAGCCACUGGGUGGGGCUCCGGAGCCUCAUAACCUUCCCGACGUUCGAACGGAUAAACUAUCGCUUCUUUUGCCGGUUGUUGAUGAUCUUCGGAGGCGAAUGUUUUCAUCAGCUGUAUAUCUUUCGAAACCUGCUGGAAACAGGAAAGGGAAAAUGGCCAUGGGGGGGAGGUUGUACAUUAGAGGGGCCCAGGCUUAGGGUGAUUGGUCCGCAUGUGAUUGAAGCAUGCAUUGGCCGAUCCGUGUGGUUAUUGUACAGUAUAAUGACAACACGGACAUGUUCAACGACGAUGAUGAACACCGG